UCAAGAUGGAGACGGAGCGACUUGGGAGCUUAGCUAGCUAGCUGUUUACUAAAAUCACAAUAUGGCAAACGCGACGCAAUACCUGACGUUUUAGCGCUAUUUGUAACUGUUAUUACCCAAGAUAAGACGUGUAUGCAUCCGCUUUUGGCCGCCAUGACGAUGACUUGUUUGUAAACACAGACCACCUAAAGGAUAUAGAAGAGAAGUGGUCGCCAGAAAAAACUGUCAAUGGUAAUCAUCACAAACUCAUUUUAAGAGAGGAGAUCGAUAUGGCGCUGAGGGAGUUAAAAGUUUGUCUCCUCGGGGAUACUGGUGUUGGGAAGUCAAGUAUUGUUUGGAGAUUUGUGGAGGACAGCUUCGAUCCAAACAUCAACCCAACAAUUGGGGCAUCCUUCAUGACCAAGACAGUGCAAUACCAAAAUGAAUUACACAAGUUCCUUAUCUGGGACACGGCAGGACAGGAGCGGUUUCGAGCUCUGGCACCGAUGUACUACCGCGGUUCAGCAGCAGCGAUCAUUGUUUAUGACAUCACAAAGGAGGAAUCCUUCCAAACAUUGAAGAACUGGGUGAAGGAGCUACGCCAGCAUGGGCCUCCUAAUAUAGUGGUUGCCAUUGCUGGCAACAAAUGUGACUUGUCAGAUGCCAGAGAGGUCCAAGAAAAGGAUGCCAAGGACUAUGCUGACUCUAUCCAUGCCAUCUUUGUAGAAACCAGUGCCAAGAAUGCCAUUAACAUCAACGAGGUCUUUAUAGAGAUAAGUAAACGUAUCCCAGUGGCAGACGGAGCAGGAAAUUCAGGAAAAGGUUUCAAAGUGGGACGUCAGGCGUCAGAGUCUCGCAGGGUGUGCUGCUGAUGAUGGCGACUGUCCCCACACGACGUUUGACCUGACCUUCGCUGACUCCUUGGUCUGGUUACAUUUGCAGCUCUACACACUCCCAAACACUCGGAUAUUAAAGUAUCACUCCGACAAUUGUAGCAAAUGCAUUUAUAUACUACUCAGCAACAAUAAAUCAUCUAAAGAUUGCUCACAGCAGAAUUAGUUUAUUGGACAUAGAUACUUUAUGUUCACGUCUCUGUGAAAUAGCCCAAUGCUGUACAUGCAAUUUCUCUGGCUUCUGUACAGGACUGGUAUGUAAUAACCUUGGUCAUAGGAACUUUAGGGCUACAAAUUCAUAGGAAGAAGAAGGGUUAUACUCGUAUAGUAGUAUAAAUCUAGUGAAAGUGCUUAAACCAAAUUAUUUACAUAUUACUACAUAUAAGUUAUUUUCUUUUUUGGAGCAUUUCUCUACAAAUGUCCUGAUUCUUUGAAGGAUCUUUAUGGUCAGUUUGUAUAAUGAAUAAGAUUUUGAACAAAAAAGGACACUUUCAUCAGUGUCUCUUAAAAUUUAUUUUUUUGUGUUUUUGCUUGAAGCCAUUUGUUGGUCGACAAUUUAAACUCAUGAAGGAUAAUAAGAACUGAGUAUUAUUGUGUUUUCCGGUUAAAACACUAAAUUGGUGUUUUGAUAUAAAACACAAUCGUGAAAGGCUUGCGGAAGCCUGUCUCCCUUUACAAAGGGAAUAGUCCAGCGUCUGGGGAAAUGCUGUACGUUUAAGUGUGUGCUUGCCAAGAGUUUGAAGAAACACUUGGUACCUCUUUCACAUCUGUACAGUGAAUAUGUAGCUGGAGCCAAAAGCCUUUUUUAUAGUAGCAUAAUGCAUGCAUGUGUUUUUAUGCUAAGAUAGUCUAACCAGUUAUUCACUCUUGGGGGUUUGAUCUUCUCAACUAACUGUCCACCAGAAUACAACUAAGGAUAUUUGCCUGAACUGCAGGACAUUUUUUUAUUGUCACUUGUCCUAAAUUAUAAGAGUGAACAUAGAAUUACUCGUAAAUCUUAUCUGUGUGAUGGGAUUAACUCGACAAGCUACAUCUCUCAUGCUUUAAUCAGGCCUGAAAAUGCCUGUGUCCGCCGACUGUCUCAGACUUGAAGGUGAUUAAAUGAUAAGAGUUCCAGCUGCUUGGAUUUGUCCCACAUUUCCAUUUGUAAUUGCUGAAGAACUAUAAACACAACCUUGUUAAACAUCUAAUACUGCACUGCGGAUCCUGACAUUUUCUUCCCCAAAUUGUACUUGAGCUUUAUUUAUCUCUACUUUCAUUUUAACUGUUCGCUGGUGAGUCUCUCUGUCUUCGAUUCUGUGCUGCUACUUAACAACUGUUUACAGCGGGGGGCUGAUUUUUGUGUGUGUGUAGUGGGUGUUUUGCCAAAUUCUUUGACUCUCCCAUAAGCCUUUUACAUCCAGUUUUUCCGUAAUUGGCACCAAAUCACAUUUCCAAAGUUGUUUUACUACCUGGCCAUCGAUGAAAAUGCUCAUUUGGAAAUGAGAUAGCAAUUGGAAGAAACUCUGAAAGGGCACAUUUAAAUCCUAAUUAUCCCCUCAGCAGAAGCUUGUAGCUGGAGAAACUGACGUGGCACUGUCAACAGUCUGACCCUUUAACGAACCUUAGUCGUCAUUCUGCUUUGAAUUAGUGCAUUUGCUCUGUUACAAUACUUUUUUUCCUGCCACUUCUUUAUGUUGUUUUCUACUCUUAUUGCAAAGGCAUUUUUUUAUUAUGGUGUAUUUGGUGCAAAUAACAAUUUUCACAAACCUCUACCAUUCCCUAAUAUGCAAAAAUAAUUCUGUGCUCUUAUGCUAUAUUAGUGUGGUUUCAUUUACCUCUGGCUUUAUUGAACGUCAGUGGCAUGAUGACCCAUGAGCCCCUUUAGCCUUAUUUUUUUCUCUGUUGCCAAUAAAUACAGAUGUGAGCUGAUGUGAAUCAUAUUACAUUCCCUUAGUUAUAAAUAUAAUGUGUAAUUUUUUUGUCAGCACAAGCAAGCCAGCAACUUCAUAUGCCUUUAAGCAUGUUAGACGUAGCUGUUAUUGUUGAGCUGUGUGCUGUCUUCUCGUCAAAGAGUUUUCCUAUGGAGUGCAAUAGUUGUUCUUACAACAAAAGUAAAAUGUGACCCAAUCAAAGGAGUCAGUUACAGAGUAUAGCACAUACUUGUGCAAACCAUGUGAUUUCUUUUUCCUCUAGUCUCCAGCAGAUGAUCAUUUGUAUUGAUAUUAUUUUACACAUAUUAGCUGAUGGUGCAUAGCUCAAAUACAAAAUACAUACAUUGAUCAAAUGAUGAUGGGGCCAACCAAAUAUUUUAAAAAAAACACAGUUGUGUGCUAGGUCUGAACUUUUUGAAUUCCCUCUGCUGUCUUUGAUAAUUCACAAAGCAUUACAUCAUUAUGCUAACUCCCUUUAGUCUCUGCUAAAUCUUCAACAGUUGUAUUAAACAGGGAAUCGCUCUAGUACAUACAAAUCUUCACAUUUGAUUUACUGUUUCCAUUAAUUGGCUUCUAUUACUAACCACCAGUCUCUCUGCAGUCUGUUAAUACGUCUGUUAAAUUGUUUGAUUAAACAUUUUCUUGAAAGUCUCAGACUUUCUUAAUGUCCCAUGAUGUUGUUUUAGGCUUUGAGUGUUUGCUCGGUUCUUACUGCUACAAAGAACAUGAUGCCAAAUGUUGUCAAAGCCGUUUUACUAUACACCAUGCAUAAUUAAUCGUUUUUUAUUGUUGAUGUAGUAUAAUGAUUUAAAGUACUAAUCACAUAAAAUGCUUAAAUAUAUUUGAAGUUUAACAAUGGUGACACAUGUUUUCUCUUAUUUGGAUACAGGAGGCAUGAAUACUGUGUGUCAGUUUUGCAUUGAUAAACAAUAAUAGUCUUGGGCUGGCCCUGGGAAUGUGAUAAAUCAGUUUGUGUAGAAUUUUCAAAGUAGAUUUAUACCAUCCAAUUGCACACAAACCAAUGACCAUGUUCUACAUUCUACGCCAACAUUGUGACCACAAUAGACUUGUGCACCAUUUGCAGUAAUACCAUCAGCACUGUAGUUACCAUAUUUAGCUUUUUACUACAGUUCAUGUUGAUUGUAACAAAAUGGCUGAAAACACUUGUUUGCAGUGUUUCGAAAAGGGAAUUGUUCAUUGUUUAUGAAUAAAAUAUUGACAAAAAUC
Betta splendens (Siamese fighting fish) is the source of this 4012-nucleotide messenger RNA. RefSeq names its product RAB22A, member RAS oncogene family (gene rab22a). The coding region runs from base 270 to 851 and encodes 193 amino acids. The record is from RefSeq and is a predicted model, not a curated record. Gene Ontology annotation, molecular function: GTPase activity; GTP binding. The transcript has 7 exons. NCBI's taxonomy places the organism in Eukaryota, Metazoa, Chordata, Actinopteri, Anabantiformes, Osphronemidae.